UGCCAGUUCGUUCGCUUGUGGCAGUUGGACUCUGACUCCCCCAAACUCCAUGGUCCAACCCAAUCACGCGCACGGGCAGGCGUAGCCUCCUCGUCUCUUCCCCUUGUGCUUACCAGGCUCCAUGCUGGGCGUGUUCCUCCGCGUCCCGGCCCCGAUCCCGCCUCUCCUCCCCGCGCCGACGCGCUCUCUCCUCCUCCGCCGCCGCAGCCACCGCCUCCCUCCCGCUACGCCCAUGGCUUCCGCCUCCGUCCGCGACACCGACGCCAAGAGCCCUGACGCCGCACCGGCCCCGGAGCCGCCCGAGAAGCCGCUCCCGGGCGAUUGCUGCGGCAGCGGCUGCGUCCGCUGCGUCUACGACGUCUACUACGACGAGCUCGACGCCUACAACAAGGCCCUCGCCGCCCACUCCUCCUCAAGCUCCGGCGGCAAGGCCUCCGCUGAUAGCAAACCCAGCGACGAUGCCAAGUCCUGAAGCGCGUGCCAUGUGUAUGCUCUCUUCUGUUCCCAACUGAAUUACUGGCCGUCUUAUCAGAUAUUCCACUACCAAUUCUUGA
Molecule: messenger RNA, 554 nt
Organism: Phragmites australis (common reed)
Lineage: Eukaryota; Viridiplantae; Streptophyta; Magnoliopsida; Poales; Poaceae
Exons: 1
Coding region: 122-472 (116 amino acids)
Source: RefSeq, a predicted model, not a curated record